Messenger RNA from Camellia sinensis, 1260 nucleotides. The record is from RefSeq and is a predicted model, not a curated record. Lineage: Eukaryota; Viridiplantae; Streptophyta; Magnoliopsida; Ericales; Theaceae.
AUGAAAGGGGAAAUAAUUCAGUUGAUGCAUGAAUUCCACACCAAUGAAAAGUUGUCAAGAGGGAUCAACAGUUCAUUUAUUGUUCUUAUUCCCAAGAAGGACAACCCUAUAGGUUUGGGGGACUACAGACCAAUUAGCUUGGUCAGUUCAGUCUAUAAAGUCUUGGCCAAGGUGUUGUCUAGAAGACUCAAGAGGGUUCUUCCAUCUGUGAUCAGUGAAGUCCAAUCUGCCUUUGUUAUGGAAGCACUUAAUUUGUUACUGAGGAGGGCUACUGAGAAAGGCUUAUUCCAAGGUGCUAUUGUUGGUUCUCAAGAGUUGAGUGUAUCUCACCUCCAAUUUGCAGAUAAUACCAUCAUUUUCUGUGAAAGGGAUUUGGAGGAGGUGAAGAAUUUAAAAGGAGUGUUGAGGUGCUUCGAGGUGAUGUCUGGGCUGAAAAUUAACUACCACAAGAGUGUUGUUUGUGGGGUGGGCUUUCAAAAGGAACAAACUAAAAAGUUUGCUCAGACCUUGAAUUGUCUAACUAAGAGGAUGCCUUUUAACUUCUUAGGUCUACCUUUAGGGGCCAACCCAAGAAGGAAGAACAUUUGGGUCCCAGUAGUGGAAAAAGUUAAAAAAAAGCUAUCCUCCUGGAAAAGGAAGCUGUUAUCUUUCACUGAUAGAUUGUCUUUGGUUAAAUCUAUUCUGUCUAAUUUGCCCAUCGAUUUUCUCUCAUUGUUCAGGAUGCCUAAGGGGGUUGUAAGGUCUAUAGUGAAGCUACAGUCUUCCUUUCUAUGGGGAGGGUCAGAGAAUAAGAAGAAGGUGCACUUGGUUCAAUGGAGGGAGGUCACCAAAAGUAAAUGGCAAAGAGGCUUAGGAGUGAGAGAUGUAGGAGAGGUGAAUGAUGGCUUGCUGUUAAAAUGGUGGUGGAGGUAUGGGAAAGAAGACAAAGCUUUAUGGAAAUCUGUGUUAUGCUCUAGGUAUAGCAGAAUUGGUGGGGGUUGGAUGCCACCAGUGUCUCACACAGGUGGGAUGUCUAAUAUCUGGCAGGACAUUGUGAAGCUACCUGCAGUCAACCAGCAUCUGGGAGAUUUUUAUGAGGACCAUUUUAAAGUAUUUGUUGGUAAUGGGAAGAGAAUACUUUUCUGGUCUAAUGACUGGUGCUUAGAAGAGCAGUGCAGGGGUGUGACAGCUACAGUUCAGAAGAAGGCUGUUUGCUUGGGAAGAAGAGGAGCUGUAGAGGUUAUUAAGCCUGUUGGCUUCAUCCCCUGCAAUCAGAUCUGA